GGCCUGCGCUGCCUGGGUCUGAGAGAGCAGACAAACUUGCGUAGUCUUACCACCACGGUUCUCGGUGUCUGCCUUGCCUCCCCCCUCCGUGGACGACCGGAGCGGACAAGAGGAAACUGGGAUUGUUAUUACCGGGAAGGCGGCUUCUUUCGGGGACCCUACGAUGAUUUAAUUGCUGAAAGACCCCGGGGUCUGGGAGUGGGAGGGAGACGGAGAAACACGAGAGGAGAGAGGAGCAGCCUCAGCCUUUGGAGAUGUGCGGUCGGGCCGAGAUUGCGGCGGUAUCCCUGUAUAAGCCUGCACCGAGCAGAUUGUUCUGAGAGGAAGCGGAUAACAAACAGGGGAAGUGAACAUGGCUGGGACCUCUGGCUUCUUUUCCAACGGACCUGUGCCGUGGAUGGACAACGACACGGAGAUGAACAACCUGUACCGAGACCUGGAGCUGGGGACAGUACUGACGCUCUUUUAUUCUAAGAAGUCCCAGCGGCCGGAGAGAAGGACAUUUCAAGUAAAGCUGGAGACCAGGACUAUUAUCUGGACUCGGGGCACGGAUAAAAUAGAGGGAGAGAUUGACAUCCGAGAGAUCAAGGAGAUCCGUCCCGGACAGAAGUCUCGGGACUUUGAGCGCUAUGUGGAGGACUCGGCCAGUCGGCUGGAUCAGGCGCACUGUUUUGUCAUCCUGUACGGCACAGAGUUUCGCCUCAAGUCCCUCAGCCUGGCAGCCACGUCUGAUGAGGAGAUGACCAUGUGGGUGAAGGGCUUGAACUGGCUCGUGGCCGACACGCUCAAGUCCCCCACACCGCUGCAGAUAGAGAGGUGGUUACGCAAACAGUUCUACGCGGUUGAUCGCAACAGAGAAGACAGGAUAUCCUGUAAGGAUCUGAAGAACAUGCUGAGCCAGGUCAACUACAAGGUGCCCAACAUGAAGUUCCUCCGAGAGAAACUUCCGGACUCGGAGCUGAGGAACGGAGACGUGUCCUUCAGCCAGUUUGCCCAGCUGUAUCGUAGCCUCAUGUUUGAUGCUCAGAGAAACCUGGAUAUUCUGUUUCUACAAAGGUUCUCUGACAAUCAAGAGCGCAGGAUCUCCUUAGAGGACUUCAAGAACUUCCUCCUGGAGUAUCAGAAGGAAAUGUGGGCCACAGACAACAACAAGGUCCAGGAGUUCAUGUUCGGCUACCUGAAAGACCCCCUGAGGGAAGUGGAGCAGCCUUAUUUCCAACAAGACGAGUUCCUCACCUACCUGUUCUCUAAAGAGAACACCAUCUGGGAUUCCACCUUGGACCAAGUGUGUCCUGAGAACAUGAACAACCCCCUGUCCCACUACUGGAUCUCCUCCUCACACAACACCUACUUGACGGGAGACCAGUUUUCCAGCGAAUCGUCUCUGGAGGCGUACGCUCGCUGUCUGAGGAUGGGCUGCCGCUGUAUUGAAUUGGACUGCUGGGAUGGUCCAGAUGGAAUGCCAGUCAUCUACCACGGGCACACCCUCACGACAAAAAUCAAGUUUUGUGAUGUCCUGGCCACCAUCAAAGAGCACGCCUUCGUCACAUCCGAGUAUCCCAUCAUCCUGUCCAUCGAGGACCACUGUAGCAUUGUGCAGCAGAGGAAUAUGGCCACCUGCUUCAAGAAGGUGUUCGGAGACAUGCUGCUCACCAAGGCGGUGGACAUCGCAGCAGACGGUCUGCCCUCACCCAACCAGCUCAAGAGGAAGAUCCUCAUCAAGCAUAAGAAACUUGCGGAAGGCAGCGCCUAUGAGGAAGUGUCCACCUCCACUCCCUACUCAGAGAAUGACAUCAGCAACUCCAUAAAAAAUGGCAUCCUGUUCCUGGAGGAUCCCAUUAACCACGAGUGGUACCCUCAUUUCUUUGUCCUGACCAGCAGUAAGAUCUAUUACUCAGAGGAGACCUCCAGUAAUCAGGGCAACGAUGACGAGGAGGAGCACCGAGAGGUGUCUAAUGGCAUGGACCAGCACGUGACGGAGAAGUGGUUCCACGGAAAGCUUGGCGCUGGACGGGACGGGCGUCAGAUAGCUGAGAGGCUCCUGUCCGAGUACUGCCUGGAGACCGGCGCCCCCGACGGCUCCUUCCUGGUCCGGGAGAGCGAGACGUUUGUGGGAGACUACACGCUGUCUUUCUGGCGUUCGGGCCGAGUGCAGCAUUGUCGCAUCCACUCUCGUCAGGAGGCGGGAAGCCCCAAGUUCUACCUGACUGACAACCUGGUGUUUGACACGCUCUUUGCCCUGAUCACCCACUACCAGCAGGUGGCGCUGCGCUGCAACGAGUUUGAGAUGAAACUGACUGAGCCGGUUCCUCAGACCAAUGCCCACGAAAGCAAAGAGUGGUAUCACGCCAGUCUGUCGAGGAGUCAGGCGGAGAACAUGCUGAUGAGGGUGCCUCGUGACGGGGCUUUCCUCGUCAGGAAGAGGGCAGAGCCGAACUCCUUCGCCAUUUCCUUCAGGGCGGAGGGAAAGAUUAAGCACUGUCGUGUGCAGCAGGAAGGUCAGACCGUGGUGCUGGGCACCUCAGAGUUUGACAGCCUCGUAGAUCUCAUCAGUUACUAUGAGAAGCAUCCUCUGUACCGCAAAAUGAAACUACGAUAUCCCAUCAAUGAGGACACACUGGAGAAGAUAGGCACUGCUGAGCCAGACUACGGGUCACUGUACGAGGGCAGGAAUCCAGGCUUUUAUGUGGAGGCUAACCAAAUGCCAACAUUCAAGUGCACUGUCAGAGCCAUGUACGAAUACAAAGCCCAGAGAGACGACGAGCUCUCCUUCACCAAGAACGCUGUCAUCUCUAACGUGGACAAACAGGAAGGAGGCUGGUGGAAAGGUGACUGUGGCGGGAAGAAGCAGCUGUGGUUUCCUGCGAACUACGUGGAGGAGAUCAGUCCGUCAGCAGCAGAGCCAGACAGAACGGAGAUGACAGAAAACAGCCCUCUGGGAGAUCUGCUGAGAGGAAGUGUGGACGUGUCUUCCUGUCAGAUCGUCGUGCGUCUUGAAGGGAAGGGCAGCAGGCCUCACGUCUUCUCGCUGGUGCCGAGUACCUCCAUGCGUACGGGCCCGGUGUUGGAUGUAGCUGCCAGCAGCGCCGAGGAACUCAAGGAGUGGGUGCUGAAGAUCCGUGAGGUCACCAUGACCUCAGAAGCCAAACUGGAGGAAGGAAAGAUAAUGGAAAGGAGGAAGAAGAUUGCACUGGAAUUAUCAGACCUGGUCAUCUACUGCAGACCCGUGCCAUUUGACGAAGAAAAGAUUGGCACAGAGCGGGCCUGUUUCCGGGACAUGUCAUCCUUCCCUGAGACAAAGGCAGAGAAGUACGUCAACAAGAUUAAGGGGAAGAAGUUCCUUCAGUACAAUCGACUGCAGCUGUCCAGGAUCUACCCUAGAGGCCAGAGAUUAGACUCUUCCAACUACGACCCACUGCCCAUGUGGCUUUGCGGGUCCCAGCUGGUAGCACUUAACUUCCAGACUGCAGACAAACCCAUGCAGAUGAACCAGGCCCUGUUCAUGCUGAACGGAAGGAGCGGCUACGUCCUUCAGCCGCCCAUCAUGAGGGACGACAUCUUCGAUCCCUUUGACAGACACACACUACGAGGCCUCGACCAAAUCACUCUAGAGAUAGAGAUCUUGGGCGCCCGGCACCUGCCCAAGCACGGACGCGGCAUCGUGUGUCCUCUGAUCGAGAUCGAGGUGUGCGGAGCGGAGUAUGACAGCGCCAAGCAAAAAACAGACUCAGCAGCUGAUAACGGUCUGAAUCCCAUGUGGGUGAGAAAGUCGUUCCAGUUCACAGUGUGCAACUCUGCUUUUGCCUUCCUGCGUUUUGGGGUUUAUGAGAUCGACAUGUUCAGCGACCAAAACUUCCUGGCCCAGGCCACAUUCCCCCUUCACGGCCUCAAGACUGGUUACCGGUCAGUACCUUUGAAGAACAGCUACAAUGAGGACCUGGAGUUGGCUUCUCUGUUAGUCCACAUGGACAUCGUCAGCGGCCGGGAUGAAAACGGUGAGGUCCUCAGCCCGUUCCUCGGAGUCGGGGCCACACCAGUGUCGGUUUUGCCGACGGCCUCGGCCCAAGUGGGACGGGAACUGGGCUCGGUGUCCUCGACGUCCUCCAGCAUGUCUCCUCUGCCCCAGUCGCCGGCCCAGGCCAUGGCCUACAGAGGGAGAGAGGGCUCCUUCGAAUCGCGCUACCAGUCCCCCAUGGACGACUUGAGGGCGUCCCAGGAGGCCCUGCUGGAGCAUUUGGACGCACAGAGCAGAAAGGUGUUGCGGAAGAACAGAGUGGGCGGAGAGAACCGUGUCUAAGUCCAAGCCAAUCAGGACAUAUUUCUGUUGCCCCCCCCCCCACACCCCACAGCCCCACACCCACCCUCAACCCAGUCGCCUCCCCCCCCCGUACUGAUGAUGUCACUGACUGCUGUGAACACUGUUUCCAUGGAAACGCUCACCACCGCUUUGGCCUACAUUUCAGGCAGCUCUCCCUCCCUCCAUUCUCCAAACGCCCCCCCCCCUUCUCUCUCUCUCCCUCUCUCUCUCUCUCUCGCUCUCUCUCCCCCCCUCCCUCGCUGCCCCCAGUCCUCCCCACCACUCGCCUGAUGGGAAGGAGGGACUCAGACAUUGGAGGGGCAGGGGUGGGAAGGGAGGGGGGGGUGGCCUGCUGAGAGGAAGCUGACCACCGUGGACAGGAAGAAGAGACGACACUCAGAGCAGAACAAAAAGCUGAAAGAGUCGCAGCCCUGGACUGGUCGUCUCGAGUUUUAGGUUCACAACAGCUGCUUAGUUUGGAGGUAAAGAGAGAGCUAUAAAAGGUAUCAGUUUGAAACUGUUUCCAGUUAAGUUUCCUCGCUCUUCUCUAUUUGGCGUAUAUGAAUAUAUAUAUUUAUUCCUGCUGUGCUGUUGGCCAGAGAACAGCAGCAGCUGACCUGCUCUCAAAGAGCUCCUGUCUUCAUGUUUUUAAUUAUUAUAAUUAUUUAAACCUUUAAACGUUCAUAAUGUGAUUUUUCUUUUUUCUUUUUUUUUUAAAUGUAUAUGUGUAAAACAUGAGGGCUCUCUCCGGCUAUUUUUAACGUCUCUUCUCUGCUUUGUGGAGGAAUUUAUUUAUCGCCUCCAGUUUAACUCAUACCCCCGAAACCUGGAGAUUUUUUUUUUAUUGUUUUGUUUUUUGUUGAAGGCAUCAGGAAGAAGUCCUAGCCUGUUUGUGUUGGAAGCAGUGAGAGAGCAGCAGCAUCACGUAUACAAACACUCUUUUAUUCCUAACUUACAUUCCACAAAAUUAUUAAAAAAAAAUCACACAUCAUUCCAUUUCCAGGCCGGUCUGACACAUUCAAACAUCGCCCCCCCCCCCCUCGCUGAUAGUCUUACUCCACCACGAUCCUGGCUAACACCUGACUGUGUGAUGAAGCAGGGAUAAAAAAAAAAAAAAUAAUGGGUCUGGGCAUGAAUGAGGAUUGUGUUCAUGUUUGUAGUUUUUAUUUUUUGUCAAUGGGAACACAGUUGUGCGCCAGGGCUGCAGGUUACAGAUCAUUCUGCUCAAUAAUAUGAACCUCGCUAACAGUCACAUUUAGCUGUAGUGGUUUACAGAGCAUCAACUAUGUGCUUGUGGCUAUCACAUCUGUCGGUGUGACAUAAAUUAUGAAAGAUUGUAAUACAAUAACUCCACUAUUAACUAUGCAGCCCUAGGUUCCCCUGAUUUAUGGUGUAGUUUUUUUGAAAUAUUUUUUUUUGAAUUGAAUGUUUUUUUUUCUUGAAACAACGUCUGGCCACUUUAUUCACUGUUUUAAUUUGUUCACAACAGCUGUGCCCACAGAAGCCUCAGAUUUACGAUGACCCGUGAACGCGGCGGACGUUUUAUUUUUGGCAAAACGUUUUUAACUCGACCAGCGUUUUUUUUUACUGUGACCAAAUUGUUUUAGAUUUGUCAGCGUUGGUAAAAUAUUUGUUUCCCCGUGUUUGAAUGACAAAAGAAAUUCAGUAUUGUCGGGCGACUUGUAUAAAGUAUGAAAUAUGAAGCCAUCUGGUACGUACUGCUGCACCACAACGCGUCGUCGUGGUUGUGGUGGUGGUUUCUUUUGGUGGGGGGGAAGUUUAUUCUCACCGCCAAGCUGCUGGUUCAUGGAUCAUCGCUCCCAGUGUUAGACUCAUGCUACUCUUUACUUGGUGAUCGAGACGUCUCUGGAGGUAGAUGCCGGUGCCCUUAAACGUGCAGGGAGCUGUCUCUUCCUGUGUUUGCGGUCUGAGCGUGCGAUUGGCCUGAACGGGCUGAGCUUGUUGUGGCCGAAGGAGGACAGAGGUGGGUUGUGCCUUCAGUGAACCUAGACGUGUGUAAACGACAGUGUUCUCUUCACAGGUUUGUAUCUGGAAACAGUGUCUUCUCUCUUUGUGUUGUAAGCCCAAAACCUUCACUCAGUGUUGGAGACACUGAGACGCACCUAAGCCAUAUGGUAUGAUUUUAAUGUAAAAAGCAGGGCGAGGAGUGAAUACUUGAUGCCUCCCCCUCCUCCCCGAUAUUAAUUAAUCCCGAAGCUCCUCCAUAUUACGUUUAUUUUUGUGGACGAUGAACGGUCUUGUUGGAGAGUCGACCCCUUUCCGAUGCUGCAUUGCUCUUAUUGCUGACCUGUCUGCUAAUGUCUAUGUGCCUCCAUCACAUUUAAAGCCACAUCUUUCACCCGCCGGGCGUAAAAGCACCUGCACAGCCGAGGUGCACCCACACAGGUGCGGCCGCUUAUUUCGACUGACCGACCAACACUCUGCUGUUCAUUUCGUCGUCAUGAAGGGACAAAGUGUCCUCCCACCAACCUGUAAUGAGGACAGAUCAACCGGAAUAACUAAAGGACACCUGUGUGGGCGCACGAGGCCCUUAACCGUUUUUUUUUUCCUCUUUUCUUUUCUCCAACCUUGUCUUUUUUUUUUUUUCCACUUUGUUAGCGACAGUCUCAUUUACAAUCGCCUUUCUGUAAUGUGCCUAAACUAUGGAGAGGAAAAAGUAUUCAUUUUAAUUUUUGCCUUUCAUAUGAAACAUAUUCAAGCCUGAAAAGUAAAUAAAAUACUUAACUACUUUA
This is a messenger RNA of Mugil cephalus (flathead mullet), 7050 nucleotides long. It is a transcript of the gene plcg1, whose product is annotated as phospholipase C, gamma 1. The record is from RefSeq and is a predicted model, not a curated record. Gene Ontology annotation, molecular function: phosphatidylinositol-4,5-bisphosphate phospholipase C activity; calcium ion binding; protein binding. NCBI's taxonomy places the organism in Eukaryota, Metazoa, Chordata, Actinopteri, Mugiliformes, Mugilidae. The coding region runs from base 353 to 4297 and encodes 1314 amino acids. Gene Ontology annotation, biological process: phospholipid catabolic process; positive regulation of epithelial cell migration; phosphatidylinositol-mediated signaling. The transcript is spliced from 33 exons.